Molecule: messenger RNA, 603 nt
Organism: Linum tenue
Lineage: Eukaryota; Viridiplantae; Streptophyta; Magnoliopsida; Malpighiales; Linaceae
Source: the annotation of a GenBank genome assembly
AUGACGAUCCUCCUCCACUAUGUUCAGUACUUACUGCAGAUUCCUGUUGAGGGACGACUGAUGAGUAGGACUUCUGCGCAGCUUGACCAUCCGGAGGUGGGUUUGUGUGCGCUUCUUGGGAUGAACUCGGAGCAGUUGAGUGGUCGUUCGGAGGCCCCUGGAUUUGGUAGUAAGGGUAAGUGGUACGAGAAGGGUGGUUUUCUUGCGGAGAUGGCGUCCAGAUACUUGCAGGUGAACGGGACACAUGUGACAGAGGCGCAAUCGUACUUGUUGUUGAUGUUGAGGUCCACUUUGUUUGUGGACAAGAGUAGAGACAGGGUUCGGCCGGUGGUGAACCUAUUUUUGGACGAGUUGGAGGAGAUAGAUCAGUACAGUUGGGCGUCCGGUACACUUGCUUGGUUGUACAGAUGCCUUGGUCAGGCGUCUCGUGCUGGUGCCAGGGGGUGGCUGGUUGUCUCACACUUCUGCAGUGUUGGAUCUACGAGUACUUUCCGGGUUUCAGGCCAUCUCACUUUGAGCCACCUGUCGUUGGACCUGAUGAGGCUUGGGCUUCACGAUGGAUUGGGCAGCCGGCGACUGGUUCUGUGGCUGAUCCCAGUGUGA